AUGAUGCUACACUCAGAAUUAGUCCUUAGUUUCUUAAUCAUCACAGUUUCUUCCAACCUCGCCAUUACAAUCAGAAAGGAAAAGAGACCUCCUCAGACACUCUCAAGAGGAUGGGGAGAUGAUAUCACCUGGAUACAAACAAAUGAAGAAGGUCUCUUUCAUGCUCAAAAAAGUAACACACCACUGAUGGUUAUUCAUCACUUGGAGAAUUGUCAGUAUAGUCAAGCACUGAAAAAAGUAUGUGCCCAAGAUGAAGAAAUACAAGAAAUGGCUCAGAAUCAUUUUAUUAUGCUGAACCUCAUACAUGAGACCAGCGAUAAGAAUUUAUCUCCUGAUGGGCAAUAUGUACCUAGGAUCAUGUUUGUGGAUCCCUCCUUAAUAGUGAGAGCUGAUAUAACUGGAAGAUACUCUAAUAGAUUGUAUACAUAUGAACCUCAGGAUUUACCAGUAUUGAUAGAAAACAUGAAGAAAGCCUUAAGACUUAUUCAGUCGGAGUUAUAA
Molecule: messenger RNA, 501 nt
Organism: Chrysochloris asiatica (Cape golden mole)
Lineage: Eukaryota; Metazoa; Chordata; Mammalia; Afrosoricida; Chrysochloridae
Gene: AGR3
Product: anterior gradient 3
Exons: 7
Coding region: 1-501 (166 amino acids)
Cellular component (GO): endoplasmic reticulum
Molecular function (GO): dystroglycan binding
Source: RefSeq, a predicted model, not a curated record